Molecule: messenger RNA, 1682 nt
Organism: Camellia sinensis
Lineage: Eukaryota; Viridiplantae; Streptophyta; Magnoliopsida; Ericales; Theaceae
Source: RefSeq, a predicted model, not a curated record
GAAAAAAUUGCGAUGCUUCGAGCAAAUGAGUCUUUGCUAAAAAAAAAUGACAAGCUCAAAAAAGAAAAAGUGUCUUUGCUGAAAAACAAAGAUUUGGCUGAUGGUCAAGUUAUGGUGUUGACAAGAUCCUUGGAAGCUCUGCAGAAGGAUUUGAAAGACAAGGAAAUUCUGGUUCAAGAUCUGAAACAGUCAUUGGAACGCCAAAGAAAGGAACUCAAUGACUGCAGAGCUGAAAUCACUUCACUAAAAAUGCACAUUGAAGGUUCUCGAUCUGGAUGGAAUUUGGUAGCUGGUGAAAUUGAACAUGCGCAAUCAGAGUCCUUAGAAAGCUACAAGGAAGAAAUAAAAUUGCUGCAGAAGGAAAUAGAAAGCUUAAAGGCUGGAAAAUUUAUUGUGACAGAAUCUGUGGAAUCUAUUGAUCAUGAAACAAAGUUUAUAGAGACAAAAGAUGAAGUUGUUGAUUUCCAUGAAAAUAGUGCUGUAGCACCUCCAGUUGACAUGACAUCUGGAGUUCUAGAAACUGUGGGUGCUCAAUUACUUGCAAAUCAAACCUCUGAUGACACCAAUGAUAAAUCCGAUACAGCACCAAGAGAGACAUUAGUAAGUUGUUCAAAUGAUAAUAAUGGUGCUAUUGAGAGUGCUGAGCAUGUCUCGAAACACAAUGGUGAACCAGUACCAGAAGAUAAUGGGCUACUUCUAAAAUCAGACAGUCCAGGUACUGAACCAGUUCCUGAAAAGAUGGGAUUGGCGGGGGGGUUAGGAUCUCCAAGCAAACAAGAACAAUUGACAGAGUACUUGAGAAAUCUGUUAGUUCAAAGUGCAGUGCAGGAGGGUCAGCCAAUGAAGCACCAUGCUGAGAUUGUAAACUCUGUCCGCUUCCUCUGCACAUAUGAAGCACAUCAUAAUAUGAUUUUCAAUAUCUUGUGGGAAAUGGUUGUGUGCUCCAAUAUAAAUAUGAAAAUCAGUGCCACCAAUCUGUUGAAAGUUAUUGUACCAUAUAUUGAUGCUAAAGUGGCUUCCACUCAUGUUGUGCCUGCUCUUGUCACUCUUGGCUCUGACCAAAACUUGAAUGUAAAAUAUGCAAGCAUUGACGCAUUUGGAACUGUGGCACAGCAUUUUAAAAAUGACAUGAUCGUGGACAAAAUACGUGUUCAAAUGGAUGCUUUUCUUGAAGAUGGAUCACAUGAAGCUACAGUUGCUGUGGUCCGUGCAUUGGUGGUGGCUGUCCCACAUACAACAGAUAGACUUAGAGAUUAUCUAUUAUCAAAGAUUUUCCAACUUACAACCACACCACCUCCAUCAAGUGAUGUGAUGCGUCGCCGUGAGAGAGCUAAUGCAUUUUGUGAAUCCAUCCGUGCUCUAGAUGCUACAGAUGUUUACACCACAAAGAUGUUUCAGCUACUGCUAGCUGCUUAUUCAACAAUAAGCAUUCAAGAUGCUUCUCUCUUCUUGGGAAUGAAUGAGGAUGAUGCUACAAACUGCAUGUAGACCAGUGAAGACUACAACUUUAAUGCUAAGACAUGAUUUUUGGAUAUAUGUUAGUUUGUGGUUAAUGUUCAGACAUGAUUUUUGGAUAUAUGUUAAUUUGUGGUUAACGUUUUGGAUUUUGGAUAUGUUAAUUUUGUGGGAAAAGGUGAUUGGAUAUUAAUUGAAUGAGAAAGUGAAUUAAUGCUUUAUUACAA